UCUAGAAGAGUUGUGGACCAAUUCUAAGGACGGAAAAGGAGUGUGCUAUCUGCCUGCUGAACUAUAGGUUGUGGGCCGAUUUUGCUUAAGAUUAAUUUCCUGUCAGCAAACGCCUUGUGGAAGAUUCUCUAUCGUGAACAAGGUCCGGGAUUGUUGCCACCAAGGAUUGCGGAGUUUUCGUACACAAAUCCUUCAAAGGAUCAAGAACAACUACAUCGGUCUGACAGUGGAGUCUGGGUCUGCAUGUGGAUGUAUGGCGCAAGCUGGGACUCCUCCUAUAUUUGGCCAUGCACUCAAGUGAGGAAGAUGCAGAUUGCUUUGUACCUUGUUCGAGAGCCCAUGAACUACAUAAGGCAUACAGUGCUCACGGAAGCAAGAACAGUUGCACCUCAAGUUGAAGCUGCAGUUGAAGAGUACAAGAAAGCCCAUGAAAGGAGAAAAAGGAAAGAGAAGAGCACAAGGAAACCCAGUCGAAGAGCCCAAGGACAACCUGAUUUUGCGUUUUUUUUUCAAGAUGAUGGACAACCAUGUUAUGUUUUUUUUUUCAAGAUGAUGGACAACCAUGUUAUGUUUUGUUUUUCAAGAUGAAGGACAACCAUUUUCGGUUUGGUGAAUGCUUUCUAUAUUUGUUUUUUCGUGGAAACUAUAUUGACUUUUCAUAAAGGAG
Molecule: messenger RNA, 667 nt
Organism: Linum tenue
Lineage: Eukaryota; Viridiplantae; Streptophyta; Magnoliopsida; Malpighiales; Linaceae
Source: the annotation of a GenBank genome assembly